AUGAAGGCCACAUUCGCUUAUGUCAUGGUCGCCGCGCUCUUCGGAGUGUCGCAAGCCUCCGUUACCCCGCUCAACAACAUCAUCCGCCAUGAGUACAACCUGAACGCCAGAGCUGGUGUUCACGGCAACCUGGCUGCGAUCGCUCGCCGUGAUGAGGCAGCGGCGCACACGCCCGAGUCCGACGUCUUGCAACCCGUCGUCUAA
Colletotrichum chrysophilum is the source of this 204-nucleotide messenger RNA. RefSeq lists its product as uncharacterized. The coding region runs from base 1 to 204 and encodes 67 amino acids. The record is from RefSeq and is a predicted model, not a curated record. The transcript has a single exon. Lineage: Eukaryota; Fungi; Ascomycota; Sordariomycetes; Glomerellales; Glomerellaceae.